Molecule: messenger RNA, 2898 nt
Organism: Beta vulgaris subsp. vulgaris (sugar beet)
Lineage: Eukaryota; Viridiplantae; Streptophyta; Magnoliopsida; Caryophyllales; Amaranthaceae
Product: mediator of RNA polymerase II transcription subunit 15a
Exons: 10
Coding region: 29-2332 (767 amino acids)
Biological process (GO): regulation of DNA-templated transcription
Molecular function (GO): transcription coregulator activity
Source: RefSeq, a predicted model, not a curated record
GUUUUCUGAGUUUGAGUAGUGAAAAACUAUGGAAGCCAUUAAUACAAAAGCUUGGUUAAACGAGAAUUUUCGCCAGCAUGUCAUAGAUAACGUGAUCAUGAAGAAAUUGAUACAAUGGGGCCACAACACUAGAAACCCUGUUUUUCUGAGGAAACUUAAAGAAAUAGCUGUUCAAUUCGAGGAAAAAAUUUAUGGAAUGGCAAAGAACAAGGAUGAUUAUGUAGAUAAAAUUCAUAAAAAGCUGAACUCGAUAACAAGUAGAUCAUUCUUUGGUGAUGCAGCAGCUUGUACUGCAGGCCAACAACCAGCAAAUACAAUAAUUUCGAGGCAAGCUGUUCAUUCCGAUCAGUCUGCACAACGAGGCAUCAGUGGCAGUGCCCCUACUCAAGAGAGCCAGAAAUUAUAUACGACUCAACAUCAAGUUCAUGUAUCAAAGCAGAGGCCUAUGCAUUCAACACUGCAACAAAGUUUUGUAAGUAUGCAGCCUGCAGCUUUGAACCCGUUGCAGGAAGAUAGACUAUCUGAGCGACAGAAUGGUCUCUAUCCAUUAGUGCAACAAAUUAGGCCAAUGAGAGAACCAAUUCAAACAACAAAUAGCAUGUUGAAUAUAGAAAGCCGCCAACAAUUAUCGCAACUUGGAGGUUCAGUGAUGAAGCCACAAGAGCAGGGAACUCUAUAUCAGGAUACUAGAGUACAUCAGUCAAACAUAGUAAGAAGCACUCCUCUUCAUACUCACACUUUAGAGUUUGAGAACAAGCAUAUCCCUUGGUCACAAGUGGCUGCUACAAAUGCUCCAGCAUUUACAUCCUUUGUUGAUGCUGAAACUAUUAGUGCUGCUGAUCUGAAGCGUCUCAUAGCUCAGUAUCGGACAUCGUACUUGCCUGAUCUACUAAAUUUCGAAAAGAAAGUUGAGAAAGAAUUUGUCAAGGCACAAAGUGUGGAUCGACAGGAAAAAGCUAAACGAUUAAGAUUACGUUCUCAACAGAUGAUCAAGUUUCUACAUCUUCCAGAAGAUGAUUUGAUGUGUAUUCCUAAAGAAACAGUGUGCUGUUAUUUGAAUAAUAUUACAGAGGUUUUAAACAGAUGGAAAGCGAGUAGUAUGCAGGCCAGAAACCAAGCACCACAAUAUCCUAACAGACAGAUGAUUUCUUUAAAUCACCUGCAAAAUACCCCAUCAGUGAAUACAACAACCUUCAUGUCUGCUAAAAAUCAAGCACCACAAUAUCCAAACAGACAAAAAAUUUCUGUGAAUCACCACCAAAAUACCUCAUCGGUUAUGUCCGUAGAAAAUCCAGCACCACAAUAUCCUAACAGACACAUUAUUUCUUCAAACCACCAGCAAAAUACCCCAUCAGUGAGUACAACAACCUCCAUGUCUGCUGAAAACCAAGCGCCACAAUAUCCUGACAGACAGAGUAUUUCUUCAAACAACCAGCAAAAUACCCCAUCAGUCGGUACAACAACCUCCAUUACUAGACCCAUAAUCAGUUCUUCGACAAUGGAUAACUCCAAGGCUCCGAAUAUGCAAAUCAUGCUGCCCAGAGGUCCUCAUGGUACCCAAGAACCAAGUGAUGAUCUUAUGAAGCAAAAUCCGAAACCAAUGCAGUCAACAAGUAUGAAUCGACCUCCAAAAGCAGUGCAUUUAAAGAAGCCACAGAAGGUUCCAGGAAAGAAAGACUCUAUGGACUUAAUGUUUCGACCCAUGAAUACAAAAGCCACUCUUAGGAAUUCUCAGCGCCAACCUUCUCAAGCUCGCCCUAAAACACCACAGCUGCUGAAAAGGAAAACAUCUGUUACAAGUUCUAGAGCAAUAUCACAGCCUAGUUACUCGAUAGUUACGAUUGAUUCACCCUCAACGCCUGGGACAGUGUCUUCUGUGACAAAGCCAAUUGGGAGUCCUGCUAUAUCUGUUUCUCCUAAUAAAUUUGGCGCCAAUAAGUCUCAAAGUGAGACUGAGGUUCAAGAUCGAUCCAUUCCCUUGGGAACACCUGGUGCAUCAACCUCUUCGUUGCCACCAGAAUUCAGCAGUCCAGAGAGCAAUCAACUUCCACAGUCUGCAGACCUGCCUAUUAAUCGCUUAAUUAAAGUGCUGCAAUCUGUGUCUAAGGAAGCUCUGAAGAGUUCCAUGGAUGACAUUGCCUCAGCCAUCAAUGAUAUGGACAAGUUGCCUGAGUAUGCAUAUGAUGAUUAUAGAGUACCACUGGACAAUUAUUUGGUGAAUCUCCCAGAAGCAAUCGAUGAUGAACCCAAGCUUCCUAAAAGAUUGAAGCGCAACAUUGAAUCAAUAAGCAGAGAUAUAUCAACCAUCUCGGAAAAUCAUGAUCUAUGCUGAAAAGGCCUAAAAUUAUGACUAGAAACUGAAGAUUGGGUGGGGAGAGCAAAGUCUAUAUUCCGUUGCUGCGUUCGAGGUCUCGUGUCCAUAAGAGAGAUAGCAAAAGCAUGGGAUGAUUGUGCCCGGCGAGCUUUCACUGAAUUACCCUCCAUCUUGGAGGAGAAAGCUUAUGCUGCCUGGAGGAAUGUUCCUGCAGCUUGAUGAAGGUUCAUGUGAUACAGGAUACUUUAAUGAAAGGUGGAUGGAUAUAUAUAUUUUUUUGUUAGGUAAGAUGAAGGGCUCUAACGAAUCGAGAUAAGUUAAGCCGGUCCGGGUUAGUAGGCAAGUAGGUGUAUAAUACAAGUGUAAAGAGUACAUAACAGUCAAACUUAGUACACAGCUGAUUUCUUUUUCUUAUGAAAUUGUGUGUGAAUAACCUAACCCAAUUUUCACAAAAAAUUGUUUUAUGUAUAUACAUAUUUUAGGGCAGAGGAAUAGAUUUUGAUGAGAUAGUUAAAUUGGUGGUGAUUUGUCUAUAUGACUUCAGAUUUGUAUAUAUUAAUACAGCUGUUUUGUUUGCAUUGAGA